GAAUCCAGUGUAAAACCAAAAUAAACCCUGAUGAACGUCAAACAAUUUUCAAAAACUAUUGGGCACUUGGUGACCUUUCCCGCCAAAGAGAUUUCAUAGCAUCACAUAUUCAGAACAUACAACCAACUUACCAGUACAAGAGAGAGGGAAAUAAGAGAAAACCAAACCAAGCCUUUUAUUUUGAUGUUGCUGAUAAGCGAGUUCGUGUAUGCAAAGAUUUUUUCAGAAACACCCUAGGGAUCAAUGACAGACCAAUUAGAACCGUUAUUGAUAAGAAAGACGCCUCAAGUGGCUUUGUUGCUGGUGAUCUGAGGGGUAAACAUGAUAAGCAUCAAACUGAUCAAGACAAGUUAAUAAAUGAAGGCAUCAGGCGUCAUAUAGAAUCUAUUCCUAAAAUUGAGAGCCACUAUCUACGGGCAAACACAACCAGAGAAUUCAUAGAAGGUGGUAAAACAAUUAGUGAUUUACAUCGUGAUUAUGUUGAACAUUGUAAAAGCUUGCAAAAACCUCAUGGAAAUUAUAAAAAGUAUUACGAUAUAUUCACCAAAGAGUAUAAUAUUUCUUUUUUUGUUCCAAAAAAAGACCUUUGUGAGCUGUGCCAUGCAUAUGAGACAGCUGAAGGUGAGAGAAAGACCAGUUUGCAAGAGGAAUAUGAAAAGCAUAUUAUGGAAAAAGAUCUAUCUCGAUUGAAAAAAAAUUCUGACAAAGACUCAGUGAGUGUCAACACCAUUGUUGCCUGUUAUGACCUUCAAGCUGUAUUACAGUGUCCAAAGGGGGAAGUGUCCCUAAUGUAUUAUAAAUCUAAAUUAAAUAUGCUAAACCUGACUGUCUGUGAGCUGAAAAAUGAUGCCGUAUUCUGCUAUACUUGGCAUGAAGGCGAAGGAGCCAGAGGCUCGUGCGAAAUUGGAACAUGCAUUUACAAAUACCUCAGUGAAAAAGUUAAAAAUUGCGAAAACGAUAUUGAAAUUAUAUUUUACUCUGAUAAUUGCAGCGGCCAACAGAAAAACAAGUAUUUGUUUUCUAUGUACUUAUAUGCAGUGGACAAACUGCCAAUUAAGUCUAUAACUCACAAUUUCCUAAUAAAAGGGCAUAGUCAAAACGAGGGGGACAAUGUACAUGCAAUGAUUGAGAAGCAGAUUAAGAAAUGUCUGAAGUCUGGACCAAUUUACCACCCGGCUCAAUACAUUUCAUUGAUCAAAACUGCAAAAAAAACUGGGAAUCCGUAUAAAGUCAAUGAACUAAGUCAUGAAGAUUUCUUGGAUUUUAAAGACCUAUGGGCAAACAUUGGAUGUAACUCUACAGUUAAUGUGUCAGGAUGUACUGUUGCAAUGAAUGACAUCAAAAUAAUUAAAGUUGAGAAAGAUUCUCCCUUUAAAAUCAAGUACAAGACAACUUAUGAUGACACAGUUGACUUUCAAGAAAUUUUCAUCCAGCAGAUUGAUAUUGAAGAAAACGAGGAUUUAUUCGGAGACAACAAGAAGAGUCACACUAAGAAGAAAACCAGAAGUUCAAAGAAGAAACAACAGGUUUUUCCUGUGCAUUGUUCAGAUGUUGCUUUAAAAAAAUUAUACGAGCAAAGACUGGGAAUUUCAGUUAACAAGAAAAAAGACUUACAAUACUUACUUGAAAAACAUGUUAUUCCAAGUUGCUAUGCACCAUUUUAUAACUCACUUUAAAUUUUUGCAGUAACGUUUGUGUUUAGCAACAAUGUUAUGUUUGUGUUAAUGAUUUUUAUUUCCAUUAGAAAAUACUUCUUUAAAUAUUAAAAAGUGCUGCAUUAGUUACUUUAUAUAAGACCAAACUAUUGGUAGUAACUAGUGGUAGUAAAUGAAUGUAUUUUGUUAUUAAUAUUUGAAAACACUAUUUUUCUAAACAUCUAAAAUAGGUCCAAUGAUGUUUGGAGGUUUAGUUCUAAGUAACUAACUGAUUUUUUUGUUUCAAUUAAAGUUAACUGUCAUUAAAAACCCGUUGACUUAUUUUUGUGUCAUUACCAUCUUCAAAGUUAACCUUUUAAUGAAAAGCGGUUUUACAGGAAAAUUGACACAACUCAAAUUAAAUUAAUAAAUAAUUAAAAAAAUAAUAAACACAAACUUCAUGGUUUAUAUUAAGCUAAUUUAAAUGCCCUAUAUUUAACUGAUAUAAAUAAUAAAAUGACUUUUGGAUUAAAGGUUGCAGUUCUGUUAAACGAAAAACUAAUUACAAAAAGCACAAUUUUCAAAUCGCUCUCCUGUAAAAUUUACUUUUUUUGAGUUGUGUCACUUUUCUUCUGAAUG
Messenger RNA from Homalodisca vitripennis (glassy-winged sharpshooter), 2273 nucleotides. RefSeq lists its product as uncharacterized. The coding region runs from base 666 to 1676 and encodes 336 amino acids. The transcript is spliced from 2 exons. NCBI's taxonomy places the organism in Eukaryota, Metazoa, Arthropoda, Insecta, Hemiptera, Cicadellidae. The record is from RefSeq and is a predicted model, not a curated record.